Cryptomeria japonica (Japanese cedar) is the source of this 831-nucleotide messenger RNA. RefSeq lists its product as uncharacterized. Lineage: Eukaryota; Viridiplantae; Streptophyta; Pinopsida; Cupressales; Cupressaceae. Gene Ontology annotation, molecular function: nucleic acid binding. The record is from RefSeq and is a predicted model, not a curated record. The coding region runs from base 1 to 831 and encodes 276 amino acids. The transcript has 4 exons.
AUGAGGCCAACUCUGCUGAAAUUGGGGUGUACUUCCUGUUUGAUUAGCUCACUUCCAGAGAUGGGUGACACUUCACUAGCACAAGUAGACCUCACUAAUUUCCUUGAAAGAGUUAAGAAUCCAGCCCAAAAUUCUAUGAUGGAGAAAAUUGUAAGAAGUGGUCUAAUUGAGGCCGCUGCAUUUCCUAUUGUUGCACCAUGGCCGAAGCUAGUUUUAGAAUGUAUGAAUCGGUAUGAUGCAGAACAUAGGUGUAUUAGGGCCAUCAAUGGUGAGGUGCUAUUUAAAAUUGAUAGGGAGACCGUAAUGGCAGCCAUGGGAAUUCCUCAUAAGGAGCCAUAUGAAGAUGGGACCAUUGGUAGAUUGGUUCAUGAGCUGCAGGGUAACAUAAAUGGGAGAUUGUCAACAAAAGCAAUGGAAUUUGUAGGUAUCUAUGGUAGUUUCUUCAUCCAGUUUUCUCAGUUCACCUAUAUUAGAGUUGGCGGCUUUCAGGGUGAACCUUUCAGGUUACCUGCCUAUCAUCCCCAGACGGAUGGUCAAACUGAGAUGGUCAAUAAGACACUUGGAAACCUUUUAAGGUGCUUAACAAAAGAAUAUGGGCAGAAUUGGGAUCAGGUUCUUCACCAGGUAGAAUUUUCCUACAAUGAUAGUGUCAAUAGAAGUGGUCAAGCUGAUGAUGUUGCUCAAUCUUUGAAGGAAGUUCAUGACCAAGUCAGGCGAGUUCUUCAAGAUUCUUCACAAAAGGUUAAAACUAGAGUUGAUGCCACACGGAGAGAUGUGCAAUUUUCUGUUGGAGAUUUGGUGAUGGUACAUUUGAACAAGGCUCGACUAUAG